AUAACCCAGACUCUCUCUCUCUCUCUCUCUCUCUCUCUCUCCGGAGAAAGAAAAGAAAAAGUAAAAGAAGGCUCUUUCUGAUCUCUCUCUCUUUUACUUGGAUCAUUCGUGAAUCUGUUUCUCCUUAGAUCCAAACCAUUUCAAUUUCAUAAAUUUUCGAUUUUCGCGUUCCUGGUCUGUCAAGCCAGAAAAAAGGGGAUGGCGGCGGUGAAUGGGUACCAAGGAAAUACUCCGGCGGAGACAACGCCGGCAGCCACCGGAUCGAAGCAUCCUGCUCCUCCGACUAAGACCGUCGAUAGCCAAUCCGUUCUCAAAAGGUUGCAAUCUGAACUAAUGGGUUUAAUGAUGGGAGGUGAUCCGGGGAUAUCGGCUUUCCCAGAGGAAGACAACAUAUUCUGCUGGAAAGGAACUAUCACAGGAAGCAAAGAUACUGUGUUUGAAGGAACUGAGUACAGACUCUCACUCGCUUUCUCCAACGAUUAUCCUUUCAAACCUCCCAAGAUCAAGUUUGAGACUUGCUGCUUCCAUCCUAAUGUCGAUCUCUAUGGCAAUAUUUGCUUGGACAUUCUUCAGGAUAAAUGGUCAUCCGCCUAUGAUGUGAGGACGAUAUUACUCUCGAUUCAAAGCCUUCUUGGAGAACCGAACAUCAGCUCACCAUUGAACAACCAAGCAGCUCAGCUUUGGAGCAACCAAGAAGAGUAUAGGAAGAUGGUGGAGAAGCUCUACAAACCUCUAAACGCAUGAUUCUGAAAAGCCUCUUGUAACUUGGAUGCAAGAGUGUCACUGCAUUCAAAAGAUCAUGCUACUUUUUUUUAUUAAACUUUGUAAUCUCAAUUACAAACCUCUAAACGCAUGAUUCUGAAAAGCCUCUUGUAACUUGGAUGCAAGAGUGUCACUGCAUUCAAAAGAUCAUGCUACUUUUUUUUAUUAAACUUUGUAAUCUCAA
Messenger RNA from Raphanus sativus (radish), 946 nucleotides. Its product is annotated as ubiquitin-conjugating enzyme E2 19. The coding region runs from base 199 to 744 and encodes 181 amino acids. The transcript is spliced from 6 exons. The record is from RefSeq and is a predicted model, not a curated record. NCBI's taxonomy places the organism in Eukaryota, Viridiplantae, Streptophyta, Magnoliopsida, Brassicales, Brassicaceae.